Molecule: messenger RNA, 3591 nt
Organism: Vespula pensylvanica (western yellowjacket)
Lineage: Eukaryota; Metazoa; Arthropoda; Insecta; Hymenoptera; Vespidae
Gene: TfAP-2
Product: transcription factor AP-2-epsilon
Exons: 9
Coding region: 1657-3372 (571 amino acids)
Biological process (GO): anatomical structure development; regulation of cell population proliferation; regulation of transcription by RNA polymerase II
Cellular component (GO): nucleus
Molecular function (GO): DNA-binding transcription factor activity, RNA polymerase II-specific; RNA polymerase II transcription regulatory region sequence-specific DNA binding
Source: RefSeq, a predicted model, not a curated record
ACUAUGAGACCGCAAUGACGUUGGUAGUGGUGGGCAGCCGAUGGUGAUGGUGGUGGUGGUGGUAAACCAGCAUAUCCAACAACACUUGCUGUACGCACGAUGCUGUGGUGAGGGGGAGAGAAAGAGAGACAGAGAGAUUGCCCCCUCCUGCCGCGGGCGGCGCCACUCGAGGAGAUCCUUUCCUCUUUUCGCCUCUAGGCCAUUCUCGAGAGGCGCGCGCGCCAACGCGGUGUCGCCCGAUCGCUUCUCGCCGACCUUCGACCAAUACGCGCGCGUCUCGCUCUACUCGCUACGUGCGUGUGCCAACGCAGGACUUUCCCGGUAGACUUUUCCGAAACUCGCCCUCCUUUCCCCUCCUCUCCUCCUUCUCCUCCUCCCUUUCCUCCACCACUUUCUUCUUCUUUUUCUUUUUCUUCUUCUUCGUGACACCCACCUGUGCAUUCAUCCGACUCGAACUCUGAUUCCUUCGAAACACCCCUGGGCAAAAUCUCCUUCCUCUUCUCUCUUCCUCCUCUCUCUUUCUCCUCCAUCGCGUGACAGCCGGAACGCGACCACGUGAUUACACUCCUUCGCGUACGUCAACGUCCGUUCGAGUCGAUCGAUUUUCGUAUCGAUUUUCUCCUCUUGAAGUGAUUCUCAUCCACGUUCGUCGUCGUCGUCGUCGUUGUCGUCGUCCUCGUCGUCGUCGUCGUCUUUGUUGUUAUUGUUGUUGUUGUUGUUGCUGCUGCUGCUGCUGCUGCUGCUGCUGCUGUUGCUGCUGCUACUCUUGCCGUUUCUCAUCAGCUUCGUUCUUCCUCUUCUUCGCACCAGUGUAAUUCAUCUAAGCAAUUACAUAACGACCGACACGCCGGAGGCACUCCAACGAGCUUCAUAACGAUCCACGUGAAUCAUUUACCUUGAACUUCGAGCGGACUAAACGCCGAAAGAAGAAUCGGACGAAGUUCCUCUUGCUACAAGGCAUGUCGACGAGAAACUUAAUUUUUUGUGAAUUUCGCAGAAACGUCGCAAAAAUCGACGGCGCUUGGCUCGAUAAAAGAAACCGGAAAACGUGAUCGACGAAAUGAUGACGAAAUAAUGACGAAAUGAUGACAAAGUCUCCGCGAGGUGGAAACAGUGCUUACCGGCAACGCUUCGAUUCUUAAGUGAUAUCGAACCGUGAAGAGAACGACCUGAGUGGCCAUCGUCGACUGAAACGUAACUCGAGUAACUAUACCGCGAUAGACGAGCGAAGCUACGAGGCAAGAAAUAUGUAAGUACGAGGUUGCCACGUGACUUGCUCGGACACCUGUUCGUAUCGUAGGAUUCUCAGGGGUGUACCGCCAAUGGCACGAAUGAUUCGAAAGAAAGCGAAAGCAAGUUAAACGUCGUUGCCCGGUGAGUUCGAUGCCUGGAGGAAAGAUUUGUACCAAGAAAAAAAGAGAGAGAAAGAGAGAGAAAAAGAGCCAGACGUAAAGUCUCGCAAUCGCGUAUUCACGCUUGCCGUCGGAGAGUUUAAUGCCUGCAAAUGCGAAUAAAAUGUCGUCGGCUUCGUUGAUGGAGUGAAUAACUAUCUGCUACUAUGAUUUUCACGACGUCGGCAUGAGACAUUCUUUUUCUACGAUAAAGGAAUAAGACCUCCUUUUCGCUGGUAGAAAGGAAGGAAACGGUUGCCUCAUCAUGUCUAUUCUCGAGGGCAACGAAGCCGACAAGACGACAAUGUCACCGCUCGACGAAGUCGUAUCUCCGACGAGCGUCGAGUCGGAACUGAUGGUGACCGACAUGUUGGAAGAGCACGAGGCGAACACGCUGGCUGAUCAAAGGGAUGGCAAGCGUAAGAGAGACACGGACGGCGAAGAACUCACACCGAGAAAGCUACCUUCUCUAACGAGGAACAACAACGACGUGGCCUUCGUCCUCGAGGAUAGCGCCGACGAUGAGCUGCAAGACGAACGUGACGAUGACCGACUGACUGGUCAUGGAGGUAUUUCCUCGCUGGGCGGCGGAAACUCGUCGCCUUACUCGGGUGCUCAUCAUCAUGGUCAUCGAGGGAAUGGAAACGGUGGCGGAAUGCCGCAUCACGGUGGUGCGUCUUUGCCAACGGCGUCGGACUUUCAACCCCCGUACUUUCCACCGCCGUUCCCGUCGCAUCAUCAUGCGCCCGCCAGCCCACAGCAUCCGGGUCUUGGGCAGCCUCAACACCUGGAUUACCUCGUCGGUGAUCCUUACACGCAGACACUGAACACGCUUCAUCAGCAUCACUAUAAUCACCUGAGCGCGGCCGUUACGGCGGGCCAGAGGAGUGGUGAUCUCAGAAGAGACACCGAAGGCAUCCAUGUGACAAACAUGCACGCAUCCUUUCCUUACGAUGGCGGACGCAGUGGCGGUAGUGGCGGCGGAGGUGGUGGCGGCGGUGGCGGUGGAGGUGGCGGGGGCGGUGGUGGAGGUGGUGGAAGGGCUGUCGAGUAUGGUGCCGUACGUCGUCCCGAUGCCCUCCUACCGCCCCCGGGCCUCGAUCAAACCGACCUCGUUCUACACACCAGCCUCGUUGACGACCCCCAGGUGAGCGACGAUAACACGAAUGUAGACGAUGGAAGUUUUAUGAACGACCUGCCACUUCUAAAAAACAUGAAACCUUCGGAGAGAAGCGAAAAGGCCAUGCUGACAGGGAACGCGCAACCUUCGGACGUGUUCUGUUCGGUCCCAGGACGAUUAUCGUUACUCAGCAGCACUAGCAAGUACAAAGUUACGGUAGCCGAGGUACAGAGACGACUCUCACCACCGGAAUGUCUAAAUGCCAGUCUCCUCGGUGGUGUUUUACGAAGGGCGAAGUCUAAAAAUGGUGGACGACUGUUAAGGGAAAAAUUAGAGAAGAUCGGUCUGAAUCUACCAGCCGGUAGAAGGAAGGCUGCCAACGUCACACUUUUAACGUCCUUGGUAGAAGGAGAAGCCAUUCACCUUGCCAGAGACUUUGGUUACGUUUGCGAAACCGAGUUCCCUGCGAAACAGGUCGCCGAAUACCUCAGUCGACAACAUUGCGAACCGCAAGAUUCCUACAGGAGAAAAGAACUUCUUCAUGCCACCAAGCAAAUCACCAAAGAGCUGAUGGAUCUUCUCAAUCAGGAUAGGUCACCACUCUGCAACACGCGGCCACAACACAUACUCGAUCCGAGUAUACAAAGACAUCUGACGCACUUCUCCCUCAUAUCGCACGGAUUUGGAAGUCCAGCGAUCGUUGCCGCUCUCACGGCGAUACAGAAGUUCCUAAGCGAGUCUCUGAAUCAUCUCGAGAAGAUGUAUCCGGGGAACGGUAGCGGCGUGACCAGCAGUCAACAAUCGAAUCUCGACACAAAUAAGAGCAAGGACAGUUCGUUAAUGAACGACAUGAAGAAGUGACGCCCGGAAGACCCGCCUACCUCGAACGUGGUCACGUCUAUAAGGCACUCCUGGCCGUACAAUUGAGCUCUCUCUCUCCCUCUCACACGCGAUAGAGAAGCUGACAGUGGACCACUAGAUACACGCGCACACAUAUCCACGCGACUUUUUCACGUGGAAAUGAGGCGUGGGUGCGCGUGUUCACUGAGGUUGGCUGGUCGGAGAAGUACAGACACGAAC